CUUUCUCCGCUGGCAACGGCGCCGCUCCCCGCUCCUCCUCCCCAGCCAUGGCGUUCACGUUCGCGGCCUUCUGCUACAUGCUGGCGCUGCUGCUCACUGCCGCGCUCAUCUUCUUCGCCAUUUGGCACAUUAUAGCAUUUGAUGAGCUGAAGACUGAUUACAAGAAUCCUAUAGACCAGUGUAAUACCCUGAAUCCCCUUGUACUCCCAGAGUACCUCAUCCACGCUUUCUUCUGUGUCAUGUUUCUUUGUGCAGCAGAGUGGCUUACACUGGGUCUCAAUAUGCCCCUCUUGGCAUAUCAUAUUUGGAGGUAUAUGAGUAGACCAGUGAUGAGUGGCCCAGGACUCUAUGACCCUACAACCAUCAUGAAUGCAGAUAUUCUAGCAUAUUGUCAGAAGGAAGGAUGGUGCAAAUUAGCUUUUUAUCUUCUAGCAUUUUUUUACUACCUAUAUGGCAUGAUCUAUGUUUUGGUGAGCUCUUAGAACAACACACAGAAGAAUUGGUCCAGUUAAGUGCAUGCAAAAAGCCACCAAAUGAAGGGAUUCUAUCCAGCAAGAUCCUGUCCAAGAGUAGCCUGUGGAAUCUGAUCAGUUACUUUAAAAAAUGACUCCUUAUUUUUUAAAUGUUUCCACAUUUUUGCUUGUGGAAAGACUGUUUUCAUAUGUUAUACUCAGAUAAAGAUUUUAAAUGGUAUUACGUAUAAAUUAAUAUAAAAUGAUUACCUCUGGUGUUGACAGGUUUGAACUUGCACUUCUUAAGGAACAGCCAUAAUCCUCUGAAUGAUGCAUUAAUUACUGACUGUCCUAGUACAUUGGAAGCUUUUGUUUAUAGGAACUUGUAGGGCUCAUUUUGGUUUCAUUGAAACAGUAUCUAAUUAUAAAUUAGCUGUAGAUAUCAGGUGCUUCUGAUGAAGUGAAAAUGUAUAUCUGACUAGUGGGAAACUUCAUGGGUUUCCUCAUCUGUCAUGUCGAUGAUUAUAUAUGGAUACAUUUACAAAAAUAAAAAGCGGGAAUUUUCCCUUCGCUUGAAUAUUAUCCCUGUAUAUUGCAUGAAUGAGAGAUUUCCCAUAUUUCCAUCAGAGUAAUAAAUAUACUUGCUUUAAUUCUUAAGCAUAAGUAAACAUGAUAUAAAAAUAUAUGCUGAAUUACUUGUGAAGAAUGCAUUUAAAGCUAUUUUAAAUGUGUUUUUAUUUGUAAGACAUUACUUAUUAAGAAAUUGGUUAUUAUGCUUACUGUUCUAAUCUGGUGGUAAAGGUAUUCUUAAGAAUUUGCAGGUACUACAGAUUUUCAAAACUGAAUGAGAGAAAAUUGUAUAACCAUCCUGCUGUUCCUUUAGUGCAAUACAAUAAAACUCUGAAAUUAAGACUCACUUUCAGUGCAUUGUUUGAGAUUAAAAAUAGUAUUUCUUAAACUUGCUUAAUCCAUGAUAAAGACAUGUUGCUGUCAUUUUUAAAAAGUGACGUACUACAUUAUGGGUUUUCUGAAAAAUACCAUGCCUAGAUCUAAAAAGGAAAAUUUUUAAAUGCCGAGCACAUUAACCUCUUUUGUCAUUUGACAAGAUUCAUAAACGUGGAUGGCAUAGCAUCAUCAUUUCUCUUACCAAUUAAGAAAAAUUAUGGUGGCACUUAAAAUAUUUUACUUUGAUUUUUCCUUUUUGGAACAGUCAGUUUUAAGGUAAAAUGGCUUGUAAAUUUGAGUUUUUGCUGCUGCUUGUAAGGCAGGUAAAUUAUGGCUUGCAUGUUUUCAUAAGCAUAAAUAAAUCUUGUGCUUUAUUUGGGAUGAGGAAGUUAAGGCAGUUGAAAAUAAAAUAAGUGGUUUGGAAGUUUCUUGAGAAGAGGAUCAAAAGAAAGAGAACCAAUAUAUAGAAAUUUCACAUGAUCAAGGAAGUUUAUGGAUGCGUUUGUGGAAAUCUUACUCUAUGAACUUGUUGGAUUAGAUGCUGUUUUAUUCUCUACUAAGUGAAAAGUGCUUUAUUUCAGUGCUUUCCCAUGGUUGGGAGAGAGUAGCUGUUAACUAUUCUGGGUAAUGGGGGUGAGUAUGUUGAGGAAGAGAUUUAGAACCAGAAGAGUGAAGAGACUCAAACUGUUCCAUAACAAGGAAAGCUUUAAAGACCUUGUAUUUCACAGUCUGGAGAACUAGAGGGAUCUGACUCUUGGUCAGUUCAUGUAACAAAUUAUUUAUUGAGUACUUGCUGGGCUCUCAAGAUUCAUGCUUUGAGCACAGGCAGUCAUUCAGUUUCCAGUCCACCUGAUUACAUCAGCAUGCACUUAGUUUUCUUUCUUGUUCACAAGGACUUUUGAUCAUGCAAGACCUGGCCAAGUCUUCUAUAAUCCAGAUGGGUUUCCUGGGGCUGUUACUUGAGUAUUCCUGUCAAAAUAUUUUCGUGAACCCUGCCUCUCUUAGCAAACACUACUUCAUAAGUGUUAACAAACAUCCUUUUAAUAAUCUAUUCCAGAAUAUUCUCCAGGAGUAAGUUUACUGGUUGGGAUUUGUGGAAGCCAUUUUCUCAUGUUUCCCAAAUAAGAUAUGUAGUCUUCAGCUGAUUCCUCAAAGAUGAUUGACAGGGAGUUUCACCCAUCUUUGUGGUAGUUUGUGAGUUCCUAGGCAUGUAAGUGAUUAAAAGAUUGAGUACCUGCUCUCCUAAUAUCUACCCACUUUUACCAUGUCAGUGUUUUAUGAAUUAGAUCACUUACCAAGAGAAAGCAGAAACGAAAUACUUGAAUCUGACAAUAUCCGACUGGCUCUUUUCAUUGCUCUGGAUUUAUUUUCCACAUCAAUCUCUUUGGGGUGGCCCUAGCCUAUUAUUCCUGUGGGUUCAGCUGAGGCAUGGUUAGCCUGGGUUUAUAAUUCAGUUUACGUUAAACAUUCCCUGUGCAGCAACAGCUGUUCAUUUAGGUACUCUUUUUUUUUUUCUCCUUAUUACAGUUACUUUUGGUAUUAUGUGCUUUAUCUUUAAAAGCUUUCUAGCUCUAGGAAAUUGUUUUCCCUGUUUGUGUCUAUUUUAUUGCAUCUUGUGUAACACUGUGGUUAUAUCUAUACCAACAACUUUUUGUUGCUAUGGAUACCACAGAUUGUCCUGAAUUAAAACCCUAACAUAAUAAAUGUCUGUUUAGCCGUUACUUUACUGAGUAAUAAUACUAUAUUGUGGCAGUAUGGCCCUUUAAUACUAAGGAGGUAUGGUGUAGAAAUUAUUUGAACACUCAUAUCCAAAUGUUAUUAAUGAUGUUUGACAGUUUUCUCAAUGCUUAAUGAUAUUCCUCACUCCUCAUUCCAGGGUAGAGGAGGGUUUGGUCCCAGGCUAUGGACAAACUGCUAAUUUGUUUGAAGUUUGAAUUAUUUUUCAUGGGAAAGGGAAGUGAUAGGAAAUGACCAAGACCAUCCACUUUUGACUUGAGUAUGGAUCGAGUAUAAGUAAUAGUUUCCUAGCCUCACUGAUUGUACCAUGAACUGACAGACCUACCAGUCAAAUUCAUGUACCCAGAUAAUGGUCUCUCACAUGGCAACAAAGUACACAGCAGUUUGCAGUAUGUGUCUCUUUUAAAGCCAGUUCAGUGUUUUCACCUUGACGACCACUCCUGCAAACAGUUCUCAUAGAGCUCUUCUCUGCUCCCCAAAUCAAUAUAUUUUGAAGCUAUGUCAAAUAUUUACAUAGAAAGGAAAUAAAGUUGUAUGUGCUUUGAAACCAGCAAAAUCCUUUGUACAACACCUCUCUUCUCCUUCUAUGUUUAUGAAUAGAGUUCGUGGAAUAUUGCCAUAGUGCAAAUAAUGACUUCCGUGUAUCACUUAUACCCUGUAGGGGUGAGCUUUCACCUUAGGUGUGGUUAUAUCCUAGCAGUGUAUCAAGCCCACUCAAAUAAUGGUCUAUAUUUAAAAGUAUGUGUCUAGUUUACUUAUUUAUGUCAUUUAACAUCCAUAAAUGUACAUCUCUCAGUUGUAUAUCAUGAUUGUAAAUCAGAAAUUUUGAUGGCAAAAAUAUUCUAAAACAACAUUCUUCAGGGGAAAGAAAAACAUGGAUACCUUAUCUAGCAUUGCUCAUAAAAGUACUCAUGUUCAUCCUUUUUGGAAACUAUUAAUCAUGCUAGCCUUAGAUCAUUUUAAGCUCCUUUGCUCAAACCAAUCAUUGAUGUGCAGUAUGACCAGCAGCUAGUAAGUCUGUGGUGCUACCAGUAUAGCUUGGAAGAUGGUUCUGAAUUAAUACCUCAGAAUGAUAUCAAAAGUAAAAGAGUGGUUCUAUUGCUAAAUAUAUUGACUAGCUUUCUUAUAACAAUUUUACUUUGAAAUUCAAAGUUCCAAAGCUAAAUGUCUAAAAGAAGUAACUGCAGCUUGUUCUGCUGAUUUUGGAAAAUAGUAUUAACCAUGUAAGAUCUUUGGGGUUGGAGUGAAGGUCUUAUCUGCAUUAAUUUUGUUAAUGCACAUUGUAGAUGUGGAGAACAUCUUGACCUGCAUAAGGAUUGCGUCUCAUUUUAUUGUGUAGUGCUUUUUCGAAAUAUUUACAUUUCUUUGGUUCCCAUGUUCAUGUAUUCUGGAGAAGUAAAAUUUCUUGAUUACUGGGCAGACCCUAAAACUACUAAGAGAAACAUAACAUGUAGUUAGCUGUCUGCUCAUGGUUUGUUCAAAUCUAAGCUAACCUUAAUGGUGCUGUGUCCGCUGUCCACAGAAAACGCCCUUAAGUAGCCCUACCUUACUCCUUAGAGCUUAUUUUGCUUUUGUAUUUAAUAAAAGCUGUCUUAAAUGUU
Homo sapiens (human) is the source of this 4735-nucleotide messenger RNA. It is a transcript of the gene CNIH1, whose product is annotated as cornichon family member 1. Lineage: Eukaryota; Metazoa; Chordata; Mammalia; Primates; Hominidae. The transcript is spliced from 5 exons. Gene Ontology annotation, cellular component: endoplasmic reticulum membrane; Golgi membrane. The record is from RefSeq and is marked validated. Gene Ontology annotation, biological process: vesicle-mediated transport. The coding region runs from base 48 to 482 and encodes 144 amino acids.